CCCCGCGCCCGCCUCAGCCCCGAGGAGAAGGAGGAGGAGGAUAGCGAGGAGGAGGACUCAGAGGACUCGGAGGAGGAUUCCUCGGAGGAGGACUCGGAGGAGCAGGGGCCGGUGCAGGAGGGUGACUUCAAUGUAGCCGAUUACGACUACCUGCCCGUGUCUUCUGAAAUCAAAGAACUGUUUGAGUACAUCAAGAGGUACACUCCCAAACCCAUAGAGAUGGAGUGGAAGCUGCAGCCCUUCAUUCCAGACUUUAUUCCCGCAGUUGGAGACAUUGAUGCGUUCCUAAAGGUUCCCCGUCCUGACGGCAAGCCCGAUAACCUAGGCCUGCUGGUCCUGGACGAACCGUCAACCAAGCAGUCGGAUCCCACCGUGCUCUCCCUGUGGCUGUCGGAGAACUCCAGGCAGCACAACAUCGCGCAGCAGAUCAAGGUGAAGAGUGUGGAGAAUGCAGAGAAGAACCCCAAAGCCAUUGAGAACUGGAUUGAAAGUAUCAGCGAGCUGCACCGCUGCAAACCUCCCGCCACCGUCCACUACAGCAGGCCCAUGCCUGACAUAGAGACCCUCAUGCAGGAAUGGUCACCGGAGUUUGAAGAGCUCCUGGGAAAGGUGGGCCUCCCGACAGCGGAGAUGGGCUGUGACCUGCCUGAAUACGUCGACAUGAUCUGUGCCCUUCUGGACAUCCCCGUGUACAAGAGUCGGAUCCAGCCUCUGCACGUCCUCUUCUCCCUCUACUCGGAGUUCAAGAACUCGCAGCAUUUCAAGACCCUGGCUGAUGGGAAGGAGAAGAGGAGCCCGCCCUCCAACCCACCUUCACAAGUGGCAGACGCAGAAGUGUUAAGCUUUACUUGA
Messenger RNA from Pterocles gutturalis (yellow-throated sandgrouse), 852 nucleotides. RefSeq names its product intraflagellar transport 46 (gene IFT46). The annotation marks the transcript as partial. Gene Ontology annotation, cellular component: centrosome; intraciliary transport particle B; motile cilium. The record is from RefSeq and is a predicted model, not a curated record. Gene Ontology annotation, biological process: intraciliary transport; cilium assembly. The transcript has 9 exons. Lineage: Eukaryota; Metazoa; Chordata; Aves; Pterocliformes; Pteroclidae.